GCGGAGCAGACCAAAAUCCCAAACAAGGAAAUGGUGGGGGAAUAAAACGACCAGAUUAUUUAAUUAAUGCAUGUAAUAAUUAAUAUUUUAUUUUAUUGUAAUUUAAGACGUAUUUAUGGGUUAAAAUGGAUUACGACUUCAAAACAAAGCUGGCAGCCGAGAGGGAGAGAGUGGAAGAUCUGUUCGAAUAUGAAGGUUGCAAAGUGGGUCGAGGCACCUACGGGCACGUUUAUAAAGCUAAGCGCAAAGACGGGAAAGAUGAGAAGGAAUAUGCACUGAAACAAAUUGAAGGCACUGGAAUCUCUAUGUCGGCCUGCAGAGAAAUUGCUCUGUUACGAGAACUGAAGCACCCGAACGUGAUCGCGCUUCAGAAAGUGUUCCUGUCCCACAGCGACAGGAAGGUGUGGCUCCUCUUCGACUACGCUGAGCAUGAUCUCUGGCACAUCAUUAAGUUCCACCGUGCCUCCAAAGCCAACAAGAAACCCAUGCAGCUACCCAGAGGGAUGGUGAAAUCUCUUUUGUAUCAGAUUCUGGACGGGAUCCAUUACCUCCAUGCCAAUUGGGUGCUCCACAGGGACCUGAAACCAGCCAACAUCCUGGUGAUGGGAGAAGGCCCCGAGCGAGGAAGAGUUAAAAUUGCUGAUAUGGGAUUCGCCAGACUCUUCAACUCUCCCCUGAAGCCGCUGGCGGACCUCGACCCUGUGGUGGUGACGUUCUGGUACCGGGCCCCCGAGCUGCUCCUUGGGGCCCGACACUACACCAAAGCUAUCGAUAUCUGGGCAAUUGGUUGCAUCUUUGCGGAGCUGCUCACAUCAGAGCCCAUCUUCCACUGUCGCCAAGAGGACAUCAAGACCAGUAACCCCUUCCACCAUGACCAGCUGGACAGAAUAUUCAGCGUGAUGGGUUUCCCUGCAGAUAAAGACUGGGAGGAUAUCAGAAAGAUGCCAGAGUAUCCCACGCUGCAGAAGGACUUCAGGAGGACAACGUAUGCAAACAGCAGCUUAAUCAAGUACAUGGAGAAGCAUAAAGUGAAGCCAGACAGCAAAGUGUUCCUCUUGCUCCAAAAACUCCUCACCAUGGACCCCACCAAACGGAUCACCUCAGAGCAGGCGCUGCAGGACCCCUACUUCCUGGAGGAGCCUUUACCAACAACAGACUGUGACUUUGCCAAAGGCAGCUGUGCUCUGUGCAUGCGGCAGGAGGUUGCAGCUGAAGAGGCACCUUCCAUCCAAGCUGACCGCUGCAUGUCGUCUGAAGGGGAGAUAAACCAGACCCAGCAGCACCAGCAGACGACGGGCCAGAACCAGACCCAGCAGCAGGCGGCGGCCCAGCAGGCCCCCUCCCAGCAGAGCUCGGCUCAAACCAACGGAGCCACGGGGGCCAACACAGGAGGAGGAAUGCAGCACGGUCAGGAUCAGGGCCCGCCCAACAAGAAACCUCGGAUCGGGCCCUCUGGAGCCUCCUCAGGAACCGGAGUGUUACAGUCAGAGUAUCAGCACUCCAGCUCCAGGCUCGGUUACCAAAGCAACGCCCAAGGCUCCACUCAGUCUCAGAGUACCAUGGGAUACUCCUCAUCAUCCCAGCAGAGCUCCCAGUACUCCCACCAGACGCACCGCUACUAAGAGUCCAACGAGCCGCCCGCCCCUCUCCCCUUCCCCCGCCGCCUCUCCAACCAGCAGAGGACACACGUCCUCGUCUUUAACCGACACCCAGCAGCCUUCCUCGUACAGGUCGGGCAUCAUUCCAACUUGGCCUUCCUCCAUCAGAAGCUGCUCCCACCUUUCUGAAGGCAAACCGGAACCAAAAGAAACAGAGGUUCUGCCUUGCGGGGCUGGUGAUCACGGCGAAGCGCAGACUGACCGUCAAGGCACUUAAUAAUGCAGCUGUGUUCACAUGUGUACAUUACGGAGCACCUUUUGCUAUUUCAGUUUUUCGCUCGUUUGCUAGAGGUUUAAAGUUUACCUUGAUAGUUGAUGUCAUUCUAAACAUUGUUACAUAUAAGAGGAGCGAAACAGAGGAGGAAAAGCCCUUCACCCUUAUCUGUGUCGUUUAAUCAGAAGGAAAGGAGCAAAGGUUGGAGUUAACCCGUUUACCCUGCCCUUUUAAAGGCCACAAUGACCCAGAGAGAGGGGGGGGGCAGCUUUUCAGCUGAUGUCAGUGCAGGGAAAUGCAGUUUAUUGGAAGCCUUGUAAUAUAGACUUUGUAUAUGUAGAUCUAUUCAUCUCAGUCUGGAAACAAGUAGAGCAGUCGCCUUUAUAUGGAGCUACCCUCUGGAUACUCUGAUGGCUUUAUGGCGAGGAGCAGCUUGUUCUCCUGAUGAUGACGGCGGUUUCAGGAGGCCCGAUGGUCUCCGUGGAAACAUCUGGUCACAGACCAUCAGAACUUUGAAGGCCUUCUCUUUUUUUUUAUUUGUAUUUAAACACAGAUGUAACGUGCGCAUUGCAUACAGGGCAGCUAAACUCCCCUGCCUCCCCCCACCUCCCUUCCUCCCCCCCUCCAGCAUAUGCUUCUUGAACCUGUUACUGCCGGAUGUCAGAUUUAGUGGUUUUAUUGCUGUUUGGCUGAGUGCGUGUGAGUAUGAGUGCAUGUAUGAAGUUUUUAUGUUUUCAAACCAACCAGAGUUGCACUGAGCGUUGAACCCGUCUACAAAGAGCUGGAACAAACUUUGGGUGAGUGUUUGUCACCUGGACUUUUGCCUUCUUCUCCUCGGGCCUCAUUUGCCAAAAUAUGACAGAUGAUUGUUCUCAUUUGGCCACUUUUAUAGAUAAGAAUAACAAAAUCCUCUUAAAUAAGAUACUUUACCCACAGAAUAAGUGCUUUCACCAUUAAAAUAGGAUGAUUAGCUAUUAUGCACUUAAAAUGAGCUAAUGAAGUUGUUUUCACUUAUUUAAAAGAUAAAUCUUAUUUAAUUAGAAAAUUGCCUCACUUACCUGCUCAAAUCAAGGAAAGAUACAACUGUUUAAACACAAAAUGACACACUAAAAUUUCAGUGUUUCCACUGCAUUAUUAUGUUUUAUCUUAUAAACCCUGAAGUGUACACACACUCAUUAUUAUUAUACCAUAGUAUUUUUAGAGCCAUUAUUUUUGAUACAUUCAGUGAAUUUACAAAACCAGAAAAAUAAUAAGUUAUAGAAGGAUUUAGAGACAAAAUCCCACAUAUAUCCCCAGUAGCAUUUGGUUUGUUAGCAAGUGGUGGAGAAGCUACCUGCUUUAUUUAUUGUAUUUUAUAAAUCUGAUGAGUUUGUUUUCUUCCAGGAUUGGUAGAGCUUAUAUAAGGGUUGUAUUUCCAUGCACAGAAGUUGUCUAAGGUCGUUACCUUUACAUUUUCAACAGGUCAGAGGUCGAGGCAUUUCCAGACUGAUGUUAGCCUUCUUUUUUAGUUCAAACACCAGCUUUGAUGUGUGAGACAGAAUGUAG
This is a messenger RNA of Cyprinodon variegatus (sheepshead minnow), 3417 nucleotides long. It is a transcript of the gene cdk19, whose product is annotated as cyclin-dependent kinase 19. The record is from RefSeq and is a predicted model, not a curated record. Gene Ontology annotation, biological process: protein phosphorylation. Gene Ontology annotation, molecular function: ATP binding; cyclin-dependent protein serine/threonine kinase activity; RNA polymerase II CTD heptapeptide repeat kinase activity. Gene Ontology annotation, cellular component: nucleus; cytosol; mediator complex. Lineage: Eukaryota; Metazoa; Chordata; Actinopteri; Cyprinodontiformes; Cyprinodontidae. The transcript has 13 exons. Bases 126 to 1622 code for a protein of 498 amino acids.